Molecule: messenger RNA, 1945 nt
Organism: Medicago truncatula (barrel medic)
Lineage: Eukaryota; Viridiplantae; Streptophyta; Magnoliopsida; Fabales; Fabaceae
Product: phospholipase A1-Igamma3, chloroplastic
Exons: 2
Coding region: 184-1788 (534 amino acids)
Biological process (GO): lipid metabolic process
Molecular function (GO): glycerophospholipase activity
Source: RefSeq, a predicted model, not a curated record
AAGAACAUAUGAAAACUCUAGACCCUUAUUACCAUCACUCUAUUACUCAUAUGUGAAUAAAUCUCAUCCCAUAUAUACACACACCUUACAUUAUAUAUCUCUAAUCUCUCCAACGAGCCAUUAACAUCUUGAUGAUUUUUUCUGUAGGAUAAAAGAUAGAUAGUGGAUCUAGUUCCUCCUCGCAUGGCUUCUGUUGUACCUGUUCUUCUUCCUAACACCCUCAACCAACAUUCUAUCCUCCCAUAUCCUUCCCAUUCCCACCAUCUCUUUUCAAAACCCAUCAACCACAAAUCCAACAUCCUUUUCCUUUCCAAUUCCAAAAAACCUAAUAAUUCGCCAAUAUUAUUCCUCAAAUGCUCUUCUUCUUCGUCCACUAUGAACCAACUGCACGAAGAGGAAGAGGAAGAGGAAGAGGAAGAUGAAGAUGAAGAAGAAGAAGAAGAAGAAGAAGAAGAAGAAGAAGAAUCACCACUGCCUCCGUUGAGCGAGGUAUGGAGAGAAAUCCAAGGCGAGAACGACUGGGAAGGUCUAUUAGAUCCAAUGGAUCCUAUCCUACGCAAAGAAAUCAUUCGCUAUGGUGAGCUAGCUCAAGCAUGUUACGAUUCAUUCGACUUCGAUCAAAACUCAAAAUAUUGUGGAACAUGCAAGUAUCAUCCUGCACAUUUCUUUGAGAAACUUUACAUGGGAGAUGGAUACACCAUAAGCCGCUACCUCUAUGCAACAUCAAAUAUCAAUCUUCCAAAAUUCUUCAAGAAAUCUAAGAUCUCUUCUGUUUGGAGCCCUUAUGCUAAUUGGAUGGGAUACAUAGCUGUUUCCACCAACGAAGAAGAGAUUAAACGAUUAGGACGCCGUGACAUAGUGAUUGCAUGGAGGGGCACCGUGACAUACAUAGAAUGGAUAUACGACCUAAAAGACAUACUACACGAAGCAAACUUCAAAAACGACCCAUCAAUCAAAGUAGAAACAGGAUUCUACGAUUUAUACACCAAGAAAGAACAAUCAUGCACUUAUUGUUCAUUCUCAGCUCGAGAACAAGUACUCUCAGAAAUUAAACGACUUCUUCAAUUCUACCAAGGUGAAAAAAUCAGUAUCACAGUCACAGGACACAGUCUUGGUGCUGCCCUAGCCGUACUCAGCGCUUACGACAUAGCCGAGUUAGGAGUGAACAUCAUUGAAGAUGGUGACAAAACAACUAACGUCCCCAUAACGGUUUACUCGUUCGCAGGGCCGAGAGUUGGGAAUUUGCAUUUUAAAGAAAGGUGUGAAGAACUUGGUGUAAAAGUUUUGAGAAUACAUAAUAUUCAUGACAAAGUUCCAACCGUGCCGGGGAUUAUAACCAAUGAGAAAUUUCAGUUUCAAAAGUAUAUAGAAGAUACAUUGUCUUUUCCUUGGAGUUAUGCUCAUGUUGGAACUGAAAUUAAAUUGGAUCAUAGAAAUAGUCCUUUUUUGAAGGAAAAUGGUGAUUUGGGGUGUACACAUAAUUUAGAGGUACUUUUGCAUUUGAUGGAUGGGUAUCAUGGGAAAGAUAAAAAAUUUAAUAUGGUUACAGAAAGGGAUAUUGCACUUGUGAAUAAGAGCUGUGAUCUUCUACGGAGUGAGUUUGGUGUUCCACCACAUUGGAGACAAGAUGAGAAUAAAGGGAUGGUUCAAACCGCCGAUGGACGGUGGGUUGUGCCGGAACGGCCUCUAUUGGAAGCUCAUCCACCAGAUAUUGCACAUCAUCUUGCAUUAGUGCUUAAAAAUCGCAUUCAAAAUCGCAUUGGUAGCUUCCAAUCAAGGACCACCUGAUUUGUUUUUAGUAGGGAAAAAAUGUAAAGGAGAAAAUAUAAGAUGUGAUGAUGAUUAAUUGAUAAAGAAUAUUAAUUCAUAAGUAUAUAUAAGUUGAUAAAAAGAAGAAUGUAUGCAUGUUCUCUUAAAAAAAAAGUAUGUAUGUUUCAUUUAGCUA